Messenger RNA from Doryrhamphus excisus (bluestripe pipefish), 872 nucleotides. RefSeq names its product linkage group 4 C1orf210 homolog (gene lg4h1orf210). Lineage: Eukaryota; Metazoa; Chordata; Actinopteri; Syngnathiformes; Syngnathidae. The record is from RefSeq and is a predicted model, not a curated record.
CCGAAAAAUGGAGUGAAUGUGAAAUCUGAGAGCCGGCUUACCUCGCAUCAUUUCUUUCAGGCAGGAUGAGAAUUCCAAGUGAUCAGCCUGAUUAAAACAAGAGGACGUGUUACUCACAUGUGGAAAAACUCUACACUCAAGAGUGUACUGUGACUCAACGUUGCCCUCUACUGGAACAUUGUGGUUACAACACCCACUACUUCCCUCGUCUCAGAAGAUGCAGCAUCUCAUACAGUGUGUUUGACCUAUUGAAGAACUGUAAAUCUAGCUUUAGAUACAACAGUGACUGUCAGCUUGGACAUGGGGAUAUUGUUAUGCAAUAUAAUAACAUAUGCUAGAGUUUGUGUUAAAGAAGAAACAAAUUGAGUCUAAAAAGGGAAAGACAAGACAAAAGACGGAUGGACGCAUUGCCAAAUAGCACACUAACCACAGCUACAGAAGCUCCAAAUGACACAAAGAAGUCCAGCUCUCACAGAUGGGAGUUCCUGGUGGCUGUCUUGGCCACCGCCAUCUUGCUCUCCAUUAUCAUGGCCGUCGUGGCUAAGUGUCAAGUGAUUAGGCGCUACCUGGCCAGCUACCGGCACACUCCGCUCAGAGAGGAAGACGCACAUAACCAGUGUGAGCAAUCGUCAGGCCUGGAAGUGGAGUUUGACAUGCAUGGGGAACGUAUAAUGAACCCUCGCCUUCCUGUGUGUGCUGAAGACGAUGACGGCUUCAUUGAGGACAACUACAUCCCUGCAAGUGAAAGAGAGAGAGCUCAAAGAGAAGCAGAAGACAUGGAGGGCACAGAGGAAGAAAUGGAUGAAAUGGAUGAAACUGAAUUCAAUGUGGUUUAGAAAGAGUGGCAUCCUCUGCCACAUAAACAAUUGAAC